GUUUCCACUCGUCCUCCCUUAAACUCUGUCUCUUUCUUUGGAUCCUCCGAUGCCUCAACACUCAUUCUUGUCCUUUUUGUGGCUUUGAUUUUCACUUUUUCCUCUGAUCAUCCAAGAUUUCACAGUUAAUUGCAAGCUCCUUCCUGGAGCUUGUCUCUCCUCUUCGUCCACCUCCUCUUCCUCAUCCCUUCUUCCCUUUUUCAUUUGGAUCACUGGGUUCUAGCAGCUGACCAACCAAGCAACCAGGCAACUAACAGACAGCAAGUAUGACAGACAAACCAGGCAUGCCGUCGGGUGGCGGGGAUGAAGGAAGCAUCAUGGCGUUGCUCGAGCGCGUGGCGGGCCUCAUGGACAGUGUCCAGACCACACAGCAGCGUAUGGAGGAGCGUCAGCUGGAGCUGGAGAACACGGUAAAGACCAUUCAGGGUGACAUCGUCAAGCUGACCAGCGACCACGCCACCACCAGUUCCACCGUCGACCGUCUGCUGGAGAAGACCCGCAAGGUCAGCCGCCACAUCAAGGACGUCAGGGUGCGUGUGGAGAACCAGAACAUCAGGGUGAAGAAGGUGGAGGCCACCCAGGGUGACCUCCUGGCCAAGAACAAGUUCAGGGUGGUCAUUUAUCAGGGCGACCAGGAGGUGAAGGCCGUCACACCGGGAAAUGAGCCGGCAGAACCCAGCGGCAGCACCGGCGCCAGAGCCGACAUGGAACCGGACAAGUUUGAGCUCCCUCCGGAGUCAGACGAAGAGUACAUGGUGGUGGAGGAGGCAGACUCCUCGGCAGCCGGCCGCAUGAAGAAGACAGGGCUGACGCGCAUCGAGAGCUUCAAAGCCACCUUCUCCAAGGAGAACAUGAGCAAGACCCGCGAGAACCUGGGCACAAAGGUCAACAAGUUCGGUGAGCGCAUCGUAACGGCCGAGAGGCGCGAGAAGAUCCGCCAGUCUGGAGAGAGGCUGAAGCAGUCAGGUGAGAGGCUGAAGGAGACCAUCACCAAGAGCGUUCCUGCCAAGCUCAACCUGAAGAAGGAGAGGACUGUGGCGGAGGGCCAGGAAGGAGCCGAGGGCGCCGCGGAGGGAGCCGUUCCCGUCCCCCCUCCCAAGGGCCGCAAGGGCAGCCCAGGCGUCGCCAAGGCAGCCGGCGACGAGGGCAAGGCAGAGGAGUCCGAGGUGCCGAUGUACGACAUGAAGCAGCUAUCGUAAACUAUGAGACAGCGACGAGAUCUGGGCCGUUUUCUAUUGGACCACUGAGGCCACACGGAGGGGGCGAAAGAGAAGGUUUACAUAGAAGAUUUACGUUUGUUUGAACGUUGCUGAAGGAAGUGAGCAGAGAACUGGCCGGUCACAGAUCCAAUCUGACUGAACAUCGAGACAACAACCACACAGAUUCCUGAAAUCACUGAGGUCAUUUCAUACGUUUACGUGUGUCCUGGACAUUAUCAUCCAAUCAGCAAAUAUUUAUAGGAUUUUUUUGUUUUGUGUUCAAUGUACACUGACUUUGGGAAAAUAAAUGAGCAAAGUGUUCAUGAACGUUUCCCAUCAUCACACCACUGCUGCUCACUUGUUUUUGCAUGUUGAUGAGAUUGAAAUGUUGGAAGAUGAAGCUGUAACAGGGUUCUGGUACGUGAUGAAAAAAGUUUUUAACUCAGUAAGUUAAAAGGUAAAAUAAAUGUGUGUCAUUGGGGAUCGACGUCGACAAACUGGAGGAAACAGCAAAGAAAGAACGGACUUCUGUUUGCCACCAACAAUCAGGACAAGAGGCUGCGUGUUCCUGUAGGGGUCUGGAUCUAUUUUACAUUUACUGACACACAGACCCGAGCUAAAGAACGGGAGCCUACCUGGACCCAGUUCGAUACAGACCAUCAUUUGGACCCGUCCCAAUUCAGAUCCCGGGUGGGGUCUUGGUCAUCAGGAGCAGAGAGUACCUGCCAAGUCCUCUAGCUUGUGUAAAGUGGAGAUGGAUCAACUAUUUUGACUGUUCUGCCAGCUACGAGCAGAUUUAACACGAGGAACACCUGAAAAUCUGUUUGAUAGAAUUCAGUUAAUCACUGAGAAGUUAACGAGCUGAGGACCGAAAUAAUAGCACAAGAAUAUUUCAGAAAUUCAGAGUAAAUACUGAGACAGGGUCAAGGGUAAAAAGCCUUUAAUUAUUAACUGAUUCACAAACAUCUGAAUGAUGGGUUAAUUAAUACUGAAGAUGUGUAUUGUAUAAAGCUUUAGAGUGAUACUGUGUCGUAGCUCCAGAAUUAAUUAGUCAUCAACUGGUGAAAAUAUUCCACACUGAAGAAAAAAUAAAUACCAUAGAGAUCAGAAAUCCUGAUUAUUUUUUAGGUAAAUUGGCUUUCUAAUCUUUUUUAAUUUACCCCCAUUUUCAGCUUUUACCAGUCAAAACUGCAAACUGGGCUUAAAAACCAGUUUGUUAUUUUACGUGUAGUUUAAUUUUCAACAUGAACACUCGACUGUGACCAACAGCACGUCAUCAAGCCCAAAAUAAUGCAGUUCUCUUAUGAGGUUUUCACGUAACAGCAGUGACACAGCAGCACUGUUUCUGAUGUUUACUCUGUAAGCAAACCUUGUAACUUCAGUUUCUCAUUUUUACAGUACCUUUGGUGUUUUUAGCCUUUUAGUGAGUGACUGCAUGGCUGUAGCUCGUCAGAGAUGUGACAUUAAAGCAGGUUUGUGUUUGAUUUUCAUGUUGAGAGAAUAAAAGUUCACAUGAAUCAUUUCUGUAACCACAGUGAAGUCUGCGCUUCAAUAAUUUCAGAUUUUUUGUUUCCUUCAAUGUUCUUGGAGCUUCCACGCUGGAUUCUUCUGAUCAAACGCAUUUCUUCUCGUUUUAAAAUCGUUACUGACCGUCGCUGAUUGACUUCACAGCUCUCACAGUACCCUUACCAUUCUUAUAAAAGAGUCCAUCAAAGACAGACCCAAAUUAACUGAACCACCUGGAGCACCUGCAUGGUUCUGGUCUCUUUUGAAGGGAAACACUCUGGACUUUGAUCCCCAGCAGUCAGAAUCAGUGUAAGUGCUGCUGGCAUCGAGUGGCAGAAGGUUUUUAUUUUCCCUUGAAUGUUUUUUUGGUAAAUAGAUGCCUGCAGAUGACUUUAUCUGGACGUGUUAGCUGGAGAACACAAUGGAACCACAGCAUGAAGCCUUACACCAGUCCAAGUUCAAUAAAACCUGAUAACACCACAAAAACUGAAUAUUCUCAUGUUUUCUCUCAGGGUUUAUUCAGAGAGUCUUCAGAAAUUUGACUAUAUAUUCAUCUACAUACAUAAA
Molecule: messenger RNA, 3272 nt
Organism: Chelmon rostratus (copperband butterflyfish)
Lineage: Eukaryota; Metazoa; Chordata; Actinopteri; Chaetodontiformes; Chaetodontidae
Gene: cavin4b
Product: caveolae associated protein 4b
Exons: 2
Coding region: 267-1199 (310 amino acids)
Biological process (GO): regulation of gene expression
Cellular component (GO): caveola; cytoplasm
Source: RefSeq, a predicted model, not a curated record